Messenger RNA from Brugia malayi, 4557 nucleotides. RefSeq names its product Transmembrane cochlear-expressed protein 2, putative (gene Bma-tmc-1). Gene Ontology annotation, cellular component: plasma membrane. The coding region runs from base 1 to 4557 and encodes 1518 amino acids. Lineage: Eukaryota; Metazoa; Nematoda; Chromadorea; Rhabditida; Onchocercidae. Gene Ontology annotation, molecular function: mechanosensitive monoatomic ion channel activity. The record is from RefSeq and is a predicted model, not a curated record. The transcript has 29 exons.
AUGAGUAUUGGUGUUGGUGAUGCAUCUGCUGUACUACCUCCAGCAUUACUGGCACGACCUAGCGUACGUCGGGGCUCCGUUUUUUCGGAUUUGGUAACAAUUUUUCGCCGAGGUAGUUCGCAUCCAAAUCGAUUGAUCCAGCGUCUUUCACGUCCAUCAGUUAAACAAUCGACAGAAAGCAAAAAGCAGGAAACCGGAGAAUUUCUUAAGCCAGCAGCAUACACAAAUGAACCAUACCAAGAAGAGGAAUCAGAAGAGAGUAAUCAGCCAAUGAGUCGCCAAGUAUUAUUGGACAAAAUCCGAGAGAAAAAAGAAGUAAUUGGAAAAUUACGUUGUCAGCCAUGGAAUAUGAAUCGUAAGCGACGAACUUUACGAUUAGCGCAGAAAUAUGUGGCGCAACACGAAUCACGGGUAUCUAAGACACACUUAUUAAAAGUGGAAUUGAAGAAAAGAUGGGGUGCAUUCUGUCGCUGGGCUGAUAACGUCAAAAUUUACUUAAUACCAUGGGAAGCUAAAAUUAAACGCAUUGAAAGUCAUUUUGGAUCUGUGGUAUCCUCAUACUUCACGUUUCUUCGUUGGAUUGUUUACGUAAAUUUGAUAAUUACCUUAAUUAUAAUCUCAUUCAUCGUCAUUCCAGAGAUGCUAGCGGACGCUGCAGCAGAUCCGAAUCGCAUGAAUCGUACUGCAUCAAGGAAAAUUAUUCCAUCACAAGAAUUAGUACAUGCGGAUGAAUUACAAGUCGUCUCAAAUUUUGAUGGCUAUCUUAAAUAUUCACCACUAUUCUACGGUUAUUACAGUAAUGAUGAAUUUGUUGGAGCACGGGUACGAUAUGCUGUACCACUAGCUUAUUUUAUCAUUACUUUAUUUGUAUUCGGAUAUAGCUGCUUUGCAAUCCUUAGGAAAAUGGCAAUGAACGCUCGCUUAAGUAAAUUAUCAGAUAAAAAAACGGAUCAGUACAUAUUCAGUUGGAAGUUAUUUGGCGGUUGGGACUAUACGAUCGGUAAUAGCGAAACAGCCAGUAAUACUGCUAUGGCUAUUGUCAUCAAACUUAGAGAAUCAAUUAUGGAAUGUCGAGUAAACUCGGAGAAAAAAUUUAAACCGUUACUUUUCUUGGCUCGUGUAAUAGCGAAUGCUAUCAUUCUAGCAAUGCUUGCAUUUUCCAUUUAUACGAUCUCAUUUGCUGUUCAGACAUCAGAAACAGUCGAGAAAACUGGCAAUUUAUUCACAAAGAAUCAAGUACCCACAAUAAUUGCCACCAUAACCAAUGUUUUUCCAAUGAUUUUUGAUCUUAUCGGUCAAAUUGAAAGAUAUCAUCCACGAACAGCGCUUCGAGCACAUUUAACAAGAGUUUUGGUUCUCUAUGUGCUCAACUAUAUUACAUUUAUCAUAGCCCUAUUUGAAAAGCUUGAUAAAAUUCGUGAUGAUGAAUUGAUGAAAAUUAUUAACGAGCAAAAUGCUAUGUUUCUUCAUGAUGAGCAGCAAUAUUCGACAUCAACCAAAUUUCACAGUCGUAAUUUUGUUAAUACUGAACAAGCUAAUAUGUUUGCUAAGACAUCUUUAGAACGUUUCUCCAAUCUGUACCAAAAAUCAUCGUUUACUAAGGAUGAAAUACGUCAAAAACGUCAAACAUUGUAUAAUAUAAAAUCAUCAGCUAAAUUUCCGGCUGGUACCAUAGUAGAAUCACAUUAUGGUCCUAUUGGUUUAAAUAAUCCAAGUGCAUUGCUAGCUAAUAAAAGUUAUCCAUGGCAACAAGGAAGAUUUCAAGCAAUACGAAUUGGUCCACCGUCACUCCCAACUUUUCCAAUCCCACCUCUUCCACCUAAUCCAACCUUAAAUACCAGUGUCCUUACCGAAUUAGGCCCACACUGGCAAUUACAAUCAAUAUGGCAAUCACCAAAAACUAUGAUCUUAACGACAGCAGCAGCAACAACAGUAGAUACAUCGUCACAAGAUUCAUCAAAAAUUGUCGCAAAAACGAAGGCACGGAUUCCAUGGAGUAAUAAAAGAAGACCAAAACCAGCCAAAAUAUUUAUAAAAACAACUUCUGCUCCAAUUAUAACGUUUGAUUCAAAAGCUGAUAUAAUCCAGGAAAAUUAUACGAUUGCCCCUAUAAUAUCUGAUAAAAUGAAUGAAAAUGAAACAAUCGUAACAUCUUCCAAUUCCACCACAGAUAAUGACACAAUGCUAGUGAUUGCUGUAGAUCGAAUGGCGGAAGGGAUAUCAGAGCAGAAGAUUUCAUCAAAUGAAUCCGGAAAAAUAAUUGUUGAUGAUAGAUAUUUUAAAGUAUCAAAUGAUGCGUUUAAUAAUAGGACACUUUAUCAAGCUCGAAAGCAAGCAAGUAUAACCAUUGAUGAGGCAGAAAUAGGAACUAAUUUUUGUUGGGAAACAAUGAUUGGGCAGGAGAUUGCAAAAUUAGUCACAAUGGAUCUUAUAAUAACUAUUGCAUCUAUAUUCAUUAUUGAUUUCUUUCGUGAUUUAUGGAUUAAAUAUUGUAAUUCGUGGUGGUGUUGGAAUAUGGAAACUACUUUUCCUGAGUAUGGAGAAUUUAAGGUAGCAGAAAAUGUACUUCAUAUUAUUAAUAAUCAAGGUAUGGUAUGGCUUGGAUUAUUUUUUGCACCAUUAUUACCUGCAUUAAAUAAUCUUAAAUUAAUCGUUUUGAUGUAUAUUCGAGGUUGGGCAUGUAUGACAUGUAAUGUACCUGCACGUGAAAUAUUUCGCGCUUCAAGAUCUAGUAAUUUUUAUUUAAUGGUAUUACUUCUUUGGCUAUUACUUUGUACAUUACCUGUUGGUUAUGUGAUUGCUUCCAAGAAACCAUCUUCUUCAUGUGGACCUUUUGCUGGCUAUACUAGAUUUUACUACGUUCUAACACAAAUGUUAGAAGGUCGAUUGGAUAGCAAAGUGAUAAAUUGGCUCAGAUAUAUUGCCUCGCCAGGUGUUGUUAUACCAGUUCUUCUACUUCUCAUGCUAAUCAUUUAUUUCUUAGUAUCAUUAGUACGUGGGUUACGAAAAACAAACAAUGACCUUCAGCAGCAGCUUAUACAUGAAAGAACAGAAGAAAAGAAGAAAAUAUUCGAAUUAGCUGGUACUGCACAGAGAAAAGUUUCUCAAAAACGACAAAAGAAAAAACAAGUUGUUACCUAUUUACCAUUAGUUGAGCAAAAACGACGAGAACCAUGGCGAUAUUAUAAUGGACAAGAAUACGAUUCAUCGUUGUGCGUUACAGACGAGACUAGCGCUAUAACAACGCCAAAUUCUGAGCAGUCAGUUUCACCAAAGCAUUUGAAAAUCGGACAACUAUUAUCAAAACCAACAAUUCAACAUGAAUCUGUAGAAAUUCUCGAACCUAUGCAACAAAAAAUCACCCAAGAAAAAAAUAUGAAUGAGGAAAAUGGAAACAAAAGUGAAAUAGAAUCUAAAGAGUUAUUUCCACUAUCAAAUGGCAAUGUGAAAGAUUGGUUUCAAAAUAUUGAUGAUAAUAAUGAUAACGAUGAUAAUGAUGAUAAUGGUGAUAAUGAUGAUAAUGAUGGUGAGAGAAGUGAGGUACAAUCCUAUAAUGUUGAGAGUGAUGUAGUGGAAGAAGCUACAUCAGAGGAAGUACGCAAUUUAAUGCGUCGGUUAACCAAAUCAAUGCGUGGUUCAACGGUUUCUCUAGUUAUUUCGCCAAAAAAUGACUCAUCUGGUACAGUAAUUAAUCCUAUCACUGUACUUUUUCCAACAUUAUCCAUUAGACGAGGUGAUUCUCGAUCAGCACUUAGUCACUAUCAUUUAUCAAAUCUAUCACCAUACGACAAAUUCAGUAAUUCGUCAUCUUUCUGCAAUUUGCAUUGGUUGGCCGAUAGUUCAUUGUUCAAUAAGCCAUCACAACAUGAAUCUAAAAUGAAUAAAGCAAUGCAGUCAUCCUCAGCACUACUAUACGGAUCAUCAAUGCAUUAUCAAUCGCCAAGCCCAAGCGAAAUUCACAUUCCCACCUCACAGCUACAUUUUGCGCCAACGAUUUCAAAAGACGAAAACAUAACAAAGCAAACUAUUUUCAGUGCUAAUCCACAAAUACCAGAGAUUGUUGAUACACAAACCAAAAAACCCAAAAUUUCUCAUUCCACAAAUCGUUUAAGGGAAAGUAAUAUCAAAGAUAUAAAACAUGAAUUUGUUCCUUGGCCAUCAGUGAAAGAAGCUCAAUCACAAGUCUCCGAAUUUUCACAACAACAACAGAAAUCAAUGAUCGAUUUUGGCGAUGAUCACCUAACGAAAAGCAUUUCACCUCAUUCACCUUCCAUGAAAACCGAUGACUUUGAAGACAAUUCCUCAACAUCUCAACAACAUCAACGUCGCUUUCGUAUAUCAGUUUCACCAUCACGACGCUUUCAAACUCAAAGUGGUCCUUCUGAAAGUGAUACCGAUACUAGCACUGGAAAACGCCGUUAUGUAAUUAGGCAAGAGAUAUUGCCAGAUUCGACAAUAAGUGUUAACGUAAGUGAUAGCGGGACGUCAUAUCGAAAAUCAUCAAUUCAUUCCUCAAAACCGACCGAAGUCGAUAAUCGUAAAGACCAACAAUAUUAA